Messenger RNA from Alternaria novae-zelandiae, 987 nucleotides. RefSeq lists its product as uncharacterized. Bases 1 to 987 code for a protein of 328 amino acids. Lineage: Eukaryota; Fungi; Ascomycota; Dothideomycetes; Pleosporales; Pleosporaceae. The record is from RefSeq and is a predicted model, not a curated record. The transcript is spliced from 3 exons.
AUGCUUUGGCAUUCGACCGCUCACGCUAUUAACGAUUUCCAAGCGCCAAGCCCCUCUACAUUGGAUUUCAUCAGCACAGCAGGCUUUCCACGUCAUCCACCAGGCUACGAAUCGAGCAUUUCUCAACAUCUGACUGAUUAUUGUCGGAAUGCGGGUAUCAAAGAACCACUUAAUGCCUUGGUGGAAUCGGUACUUUCCCUGAUUGCCGACCUGAACGUCUGGUUCAGUGAUCCUGAGAGCCCUCUGGACCCUCUCGAUAUUCAGAACUUUGCCUGCGUCUUGGAAUGCUCUCUGCUAACAUGGCUGCGCAAGAACGAACAUCUUGUCACUCCUCUCGAAGACGCGCUAUGCGUUGCGCUACUCAUCUUUACGGUGCGGACGACCGAAGCGUUUAAGCUACAGUCUCACGUCCAUUUGCUCCACUAUGCAGCGAGCAAGCGACUGGAGAAAGCCCUGAACUGCACUAUUCGCACCGAGUGGCAGCAUUGUCCCGACCUUCUACUCUGGAUACUCUCCAUCGGUGCGAUAUCAGCGGAACCCUCGCCAGACAGCACAUGGUUUGUGUAUCAGACCUCGCUUGCCUGUGCAGAAUUUGACAUCCCAUCGGCGGAAGCGCUUCUCGAACGACUCCAUCUCUGCGGCUGGGUUAGCUACAAGCUCAACGACGCUGUGUGUCAGCUAUGGGCCAGGGUUGUGAAUCUCAGGCUUGCGCCGUUUUUCGAAGCGCCCUUGAAAGCUGAAGACGCCAACAGCCCUGUUGGACCGCUGCAGCACCAUGUCGCCGAGCCCGAUCUCAACGCUUGGGAAAGUAUCGACUGGGCUGCCCUUAAUUUGGGCCUCGACGACGCGGACCAAGGACACGCAAACAACCCUGGCAAUGGAGGCGCAUCGGCGGAGCCGCAAGGCUCUGGAGUACCAGACGACCCAUCUUAUGCUUUCGGGAGUGGCUACGGAUUUACAUGUAUGUACGACUUUCGAGCGCUCUAA